Molecule: messenger RNA, 307 nt
Organism: Staurois parvus
Lineage: Eukaryota; Metazoa; Chordata; Amphibia; Anura; Ranidae
Source: the annotation of a GenBank genome assembly
CAAAUUCUGUGUCCCUCAGUAACAAUUCUGUGUCUGUCCCUGAGUAACAAUUCUGUGUCCCUCAGUAACAAUUCUGUGUCCCUCAAUAACAAUUCUGUGUCCCUGAGUAACAAUUCUGUGUCCCUGAGUAACAAUUCUGUGUCCCUCAGUAACAAUUCUGUGUCCCUGAGUAACAAUUCUGUGUCCCUCAGUAACAAUUCUGUGUCCCUCAGUAACAAUUCUGUGUCCCUCAGUAACAAUUCUGUGUCCCUGAGUAACAAUUCUGUGUCCCCCUGAGUAACAAUUCUGUGUCCCUCAGUAACAAUUC